This is a messenger RNA of Podarcis lilfordi (Lilford's wall lizard), 555 nucleotides long. The record is from the annotation of a GenBank genome assembly. Lineage: Eukaryota; Metazoa; Chordata; Lepidosauria; Squamata; Lacertidae.
AUGUGGGGUCAGGGGCGUUCGGGCAGGGCCUGGUUCCGCUCGCAUGGAGCAGCCUCGGGCCCGGCUGCUGAGGACGUACUCAGGGCUGCGGGGGGGGGACCAGGCUGGGCCGGGCUGGGCGCGGCCUCCGCUGCUGCCGCUCGCCGGGCUUGGCUGAGGCGGCUGCCCCCUCCCGCCCCCUGGAUCUCGCCCCCAGUGGACCGCAAGCACCUCUUCAGCAGCAGCUGCUCCUCCUCCCUGUCCUUUGAGGAGGCGGUCACCUCUUCCUCCUUCAGAGACCAGAGUUACCUGCCCCCCAAGGGGGUCCAAAAGGCCCAGAGGCAGGAAAAGGCCCCCGCUGCCCCCCCUUCCUCCUCAGAGGACUCCGAUUUCCUGCCCCCCACCAGGAAGGCCCGGCUGCGCAAAAAGCCCCCCAGCAGGAAGGGCACGGCCAAGAAAAAGGGGAAGGGGGCCAAGGAGAACAAGGCCCCGCAAGGAGAGCUCGGGGGCCGGCCUGCUGCCGCCAACCCCUUUGUGCCCCCCACCCCACUGCGCAGGAACGUCACUCAGUGCUGA